Molecule: messenger RNA, 1332 nt
Organism: Orbilia oligospora ATCC 24927
Lineage: Eukaryota; Fungi; Ascomycota; Orbiliomycetes; Orbiliales; Orbiliaceae
Exons: 2
Coding region: 1-1332 (443 amino acids)
Source: RefSeq, a predicted model, not a curated record
AUGCUCGACGAUAUCAGCCAGCCAAUGUCCUUACCUCAGCUACCGGCUCUGACUUUACUUCCAAAACUUCAUGACCCGUUCUUAUCCCAUAAGUUACCAUCGCCUAUCUCUUUCGAACGACCACACGAGGUCGAUGCCCUGGUGAAGCGAUGCGAAGCUUCUCUUAGACGGUUAUCUACUCUGACCCACUCGUUUCAGCCGCUCGGUAACAUGUCCACGGUCACCCUUGUACCAAACCUCACCGACAAUCGGUUUGACGAUAUCAAAAAGACGUCUGCCAUCGUCACUGUUACUGAAUUGCAAGAGGAAUCUCGAGAGCCGUCUCGCAAUACUCAAACUAGCUUGAGGAAAACUAAGGCGCAAUCGAUUGAUACAAGGAAUAAAAAAUGGAAAGUUUCGAAACCCACACGACCAGUUCCCUCGAGAGCAAAUUCCGGACUAUCCAGAAAAUCGGGAUCUGCAAUAGGGCAAGCAUCUGAAGAUAAUAGGUCCAAGUGUUCUUGCGACACUUCCCUGACGAGGAGCAAAACUUCAGCAGCCACAUCCUUUUGUGAUGUGGCUAUGGGGGACCCCAUGUCACCGAAAAGAGUAGUUUCUCAAUUGAAUGACUGCAUUCCUUCUACACAACCAGAUGAUUCAAACAUAUGCUCCCUCCUGAGCACCGCGAUCAUUACGAGUAACGAAGUCCUUCUACAUUCUUGCAUAAACCAUCUCCGCAAUACCGCUGCAACCAAUCCUCUCAUAACGAUAAAAGCCAGUGCACCAUUUGCGGGUGAACGGCCAAAUGUUCCGCCAAUAGUAGCCGCACAAUUACGGCCUAUUCUCCACGAAGCCGUUCGUACUCUCCUUGACGACUACCCAGAUUACGAUUGUGGCGAGCCGUCCCAACGCUGGAACGAUUACCUAAACUCGGUCCCCACCCAAUUGCAGCAGUUAUUCGCAGCAGAAUGGUGCCGCUAUGUCCGUCGCAUCAAGUCUUUCCACGAAAACAGCCCCUGGGACGACUUUGAUUACGACCAUACCCAGUCUUGUCCUCAUAAAGACGGAUGCGAGAUGUAUACUCGCAUUCAAGUUCGUGAGGCAUGGAAUCGGUUUUGGAAGGAGUCUAUUCUUUCAGGAAACAGAUGCGUCCCCAAACCGAGCCAAGUCGCACAGUUCCUCUGCAAUUACGGCAGCGACGUUACCCCCCCUAAGCAUGCAAACCAGCCAAACAUCAACUGUGUUGCCGGCUUCAGGGAGGAAUUGGUACAAACUUUGGAGUGCCUUGGCGGUGACAAUGCCAGAUACAAUUGGAAGUGGCUAGGAGAUAGCCUAUUCAAGCAGCGCAAGUAG